Molecule: messenger RNA, 1536 nt
Organism: Lachancea thermotolerans CBS 6340
Lineage: Eukaryota; Fungi; Ascomycota; Saccharomycetes; Saccharomycetales; Saccharomycetaceae
Gene: CMR1
Product: Cmr1p
Exons: 1
Coding region: 1-1536 (511 amino acids)
Biological process (GO): regulation of DNA damage checkpoint
Cellular component (GO): nucleus
Molecular function (GO): DNA binding; protein binding
Source: RefSeq, a predicted model, not a curated record
AUGGGGGAAUUGAGUGAGUUUCAGAAGCGGAGGCUAGAGAAUAUCAAGAGAAACAAUGAUCUACUUAAAAAGCUAAACCUAAGUGGCGUUUCCAAUCAAAUCAAGAACGAAGCGGGUGCCAAAGAUGAACGCAAGCCGAAGAAGAAGGCAGCUAAGCAAAGGGUGGUCAAAAAGGAGCCCAAGCCUGAGAAAGUACCGACACGAAGAUCUAGAAGAUUAAUGGGAGAGUCGGCUGAUGGCAAGGAAGUCCCUCACGUUAGUGACUAUGAGCUCCUCAAGGGCAGCAGAUCUAAUGACCCAGAGUUGUUAGACAACCUCAAAAGUACGGCUUUAGUAGGAGACGUGAAGCUCAGCGAUCUCUUGAAAUCCGAAGAUGAAAACGAGCUUCUGGCUCGAUUCCAAAACUAUAACAGCAAGGGUUUCUCGUCUGGCGAUUUCUUCAAAGAGCUACAGAAGCACCAGAAGGUCUCCGAAGAUAUCCAGGAGCUACAGCAGGAGUUCAAUCUUGAACUUUACGAAAUUUUUCAGCCGAAUGAAAUCAAAAUUGUCCAGGAUCGCAUCAGCGCACUGUUUUUUCAUCCUUCCGUCGACCAGAAGUUGGUAGUUGGCGGCGACACAACAGGUCAUGUUGGUCUCUGGAAUGUCAUAGACGAGGAACCCAACGAUGAUCUCGCAGAACCUGACAUUACAACUGUCCAACUCUUCUCUAAGAAUGUCGCGAAAAUUGACGUUUAUCCAACAGACCCUGGAAAACUCUUGACGGCCUCCUACGACGGUAUGAUCCGCUCAAUUCAACUUGAUAGCUUGAAGAGUGAAGAGCUGCUUUCACUGAAAAAUGAGUACGACGAAUCUUUAGGGGUAAGCGACUUUCAGUUUAGCUACGAAAAUCCUAACGAGAUUUUCCUGACUACCCUGAGUGGAGAGUUUACCACAUUUGACACAAGAACUAAACCAACUUCCAUCAACCUGCGGAGGCUUGCUGACAAAAAAAUAGGUUCAUUCAGCAUAAAUCCUAAGAGGCCCUACGAAAUUGCGACAGGAUCUCUUGAUCGUACUCUCAAAAUAUGGGAUCUUCGCAAAACCGUUAAGAACCCGGAAUGGUCAGCCUUCGAUGACUACUCAAGUCACGAGGUUGUUUCCACAUACGAUUCUAGAUUGAGUGUUUCUGCAGUCUCCUACUCGCCUCUGGAUGGCUCUCUAGUUUGUAAUGGUUACGACGACACACUCCGAAUAUUCGAUGUGAAGGAUGUUCCUCCACAAGAUCUGCAGCCCAAACUUACGCUCAAGCACAAUUGCCAAACGGGGAGAUGGACAAGUAUUCUUAAGGCACGUUUUAAAGCCAACAUGGAUGUUUUCGCGAUCGCGAACAUGAGCAGGGCAAUUGACAUAUACCACAGUUCAGGCCAACAGUUGGCACAUUUGAAAACGGCCACAGUUCCUGCCGUAGUGAGCUGGCAUCCUCUCAAGAACUGGAUAGUUGGAGGGAACUCAAGCGGGAAAGUUUUUCUGUUUCAGAGCCCUAAUAAAGACUCUUGA